Brassica napus (rape) is the source of this 1443-nucleotide messenger RNA. RefSeq lists its product as uncharacterized. Lineage: Eukaryota; Viridiplantae; Streptophyta; Magnoliopsida; Brassicales; Brassicaceae. Bases 663 to 1202 code for a protein of 179 amino acids. The transcript has a single exon. The record is from RefSeq and is a predicted model, not a curated record.
UAAUCAUAUUUUCUAUAUUAUUGUAUUUUCAUUUGUUUUUUGUGUGUUUGUUAGUUUUUUUAUUUUAUUUUAGUGAAUUCUGUUACACAUGCUCAUCAUAUAUUAAGAAACUUGAAACUAUUGUGUGUAAAGAAGUGAAUUAUCACAAAAUAUUGAUGAGUCGAUAAUUAGUUAAGCGGACUCCAUAAAUCUUUUGAUUUCUUUUAUUGGAAAAGAUGAAAUUGUACAAAAUCUUACUUUAUCUUAUCACAAAGAAAACAGGUUUAUUCCAAAGUACAUCUCUCUCCUUGCACUUACACAUCACAAAGAAUCUCUUUAGUAGUCUCUCUUUAUGAAAAGAAAAGAGAGAAAAACAAGAGAGAAUGUUCACUGAAUUUAAAACUUUGGUUUCAGACACAUUAGUCUUAUUCCUUUUAUUAUCUACCACUUUUGGUAUGAUAAAUUUAUUUCAAACCACAAUAUGCUUCUAUUAAUUCAUUACCACUUAUCUCACAUGGAAAGAAGCAUAUUCACAUUUCUUGUCCCACAAGUACCUUCAAAAUAACCUUUCUUUAUCUCUACUCAACGAACUUCAAAGUAAGCCUGACAACUUCAUCAUCUUCUUAUACCACUUCUUGAUUUAUCUCUAAGAACCAAACAUAAGCCAAAACCUAGGAGAGAAAAUGGGAGACCAAGGAGUGCAACAGAUGCAGCAACCUGUUGUAGUGUAUCCAACCGCAUACACUAAACAGUAUCCAUAUCAAUCCUCUUCGUCUUCAUCUUCCUCUGGCUCUCGCGGUUCUUUUGGUACGGUCUUCAUAGUCCUAGCCGUAAUCCUUGUCUUGUCAGUUCUGGCUUGUGUCUUCGGGAGGCUAUUCAACCGUGAGGCUAAGCAGCACCACAGCAAGCAACCAAAAGGGUCGUCUAAGAAGAGCCGUGAGAUUCGGCCUGUGGACCGUGAGCCAAGGGAGAGAGGUGAUUUGGAGUUUGGGUUGGACAUGAAACGCCCUGAGAAUGUUGAGAAACCCUCUCGAAGAGAUCAGGGUGAUGAUAUAGAAUUGGGGUUUGAUAACAAGAGAGAAGAAAGAGGAAGAGGGGGUCCACCUCCUCCUCCCGUUAUCAAACAUGGAGUGAGGUUCAAGUUACCGGAAAAUGGAGACCAUCAUGCUAAAGGUGAAGUCAGACGUGGAGGUCCUGACUUUGAGUUCCGACCAAGACACUAAUUAUCUUGUUGUGUCCAAAAACAAACCACUUAUGCUUAUUAUAUCUUAACUGCUUUAUUUCGUUUCUUGUUUGUGUGUUUUUUUUUUUUUUUCCUUUUCUUUUCUAGAUUGAUUUUAUGGGUAUGGAACUUAGAGCUGAAGCUAUCAAACUUCUAAGUCUCUUGGUGUGAUAUAUACAGCAUUUUCUAUGUAAAUUCUAUAAGAAUCUUGGCAAAAUUAAAGAAUCAACAAAAUUCUAGAA